This is a messenger RNA of Boleophthalmus pectinirostris (great blue-spotted mudskipper), 1152 nucleotides long. RefSeq names its product histone H3.v1-like. Bases 190 to 1152 code for a protein of 320 amino acids. The transcript is spliced from 6 exons. Lineage: Eukaryota; Metazoa; Chordata; Actinopteri; Gobiiformes; Gobiidae. The record is from RefSeq and is a predicted model, not a curated record.
ACAGCCCGUGUCUUUUGUUUUAACAUUUUCUGUAGAAUAAUUUGGAUAGUUUCAGUCCUGGAAUUGAUUCUCUACUAAUCAAAAGAUGAGGAGUCUCCAGGGAACCUCCUCUCGUCUCUCCUCCUCUUUCCUCUUUCCUCUUUUCUUUCCUCUCGUCUUUAUAAACAUUAUAAACCUCCGCGCAGCUCCAUGGCGUCCGAACCUCACACGGACAAGUUUCCCGUUCCAGUGUUGGAUGUGACGGCGAACACCAAACAGCCCAAGAAGAGAAAGUCUCUGGAGGAAAGAAAAAACGCGAAGCGGCUCAAAGACGUGAGAAGAGCCAAGACGCGCAUCAACAUCGGCUCGAGUCACUCGGGCUGGAGGAGGCUGCGGGACGCGCUGGGCCUCGCGCUCGACUCUCAGCUCGCUGCUCUUCUCUUAGAUUUUUACCAGAAGUUCACCAAUAAAGUCUCAGCUCAGAAAACGGAGAACGUCAAAUCUCCAAAAGAACCAGAGGCCGACGAGGAAGAGAAACCGUCUUUAACGUCUCUCAGGUCGAUCUCACAGAGCAUUUUGUCUGGACCUGUGUUGAAGUGUCCGGCGUGUGGAUUUGUUUUGAAGGUUCUACACGGGAAAGAGCCGCAUCAGCCCCAAAGCAUCGAGGUGACCCUGGAGCUGGAGGAGACGGAGGAGCCCGUGAGCGGAGCAGAGGAAGCUGACGGGAGCGACGGAGACAUAAAAGAGGAAGAGGAGGAGAGCGAAGAAGGGUCAAGAGUGGAGCAGUGGAAAGAGGAAGAGGAGGAAGAGGAGGAGGAGGAGAGAGGAGGAGCGAGGGAUCAGGAGUGGAGGAGAGUAACAGAGGACAGGACUCUGACCACGACUGGACUCCUGAGCUUUGGCAUCAAACUCCAGAACAAAAUAAUGACGCUGUCGGAGACGAAGAGAGUAAAGACGAGGCCGAGCCCAAACGGAAGAAGCAGCUUUGCACCGAGUGUGGAGAGUUUUACAAGAAGAGCCACAAGUGCGACCACAAAACAAAACCCGUCGUGUGCAACGCCUGCGGCCGGAGGUUCAUCUCCGAAUCCGCCCUCAAAGUCCACAGCUACAUGCACUCGGAAACGCACGAAUACCUCUGCAAGUUCUGCUACGCCAGCUUCAAAACCAAAGUGA